UCAUUCACACCACACGGCCGUCCUCUCCUGCAGGAGUUAUAUCAUCCCGUGUUGCACACCUUGUAGCAGCUACAAGCCUUUUACACCACAAAGAUGUUUCGUCUCCCAACGGUCAUGAAGCAGGUGAGGCCUGUGUGCCGGGCGCUGGCUCCUCACCUGACACGAGCCUACGCUAAAGACGUGAAGUUUGGAGCCGACGCUCGCGCCCUCAUGCUGCAGGGAGUCGACCUGCUGGCGGACGCUGUGGCCGUCACCAUGGGCCCAAAGGGUCGUACCGUCAUCAUUGAGCAGAGCUGGGGCAGCCCUAAAGUCACCAAGGACGGCGUGACCGUGGCCAAGAGCAUCGACCUGAAGGACAAGUACAAGAACAUUGGCGCCAAGCUGGUGCAGGACGUGGCCAACAACACCAACGAGGAGGCCGGCGACGGCACCACCACCGCCACGGUGCUGGCUCGUGCCAUCGCCAAGGAGGGCUUCGACACCAUCAGCAAAGGCGCCAACCCCGUGGAGAUCCGCCGUGGAGUCAUGAUGGCCGUGGAAUACGUCAUCAGCGAGCUGAAGAAGCUCUCCAAGCCCGUCACAACCCCCGAGGAGAUCGCACAGGUUGCGACAAUCUCAGCCAAUGGAGACGUGGAGAUCGGUAACAUCAUCUCUAACGCCAUGAAGAAAGUUGGCCGCAAGGGAGUCAUCACUGUCAAGGACGGGAAGACGCUGCACGACGAGCUGGAGAUCAUCGAGGGCAUGAAGUUUGACCGCGGUUACAUCUCCCCGUACUUCAUCAACACCGCCAAAGGUCAGAAGUGUGAGUUCCAGGACGCCUACCUGCUGCUGAGUGAGAAGAAGAUCUCCAGCGUCCAGAGCAUCGUUCCAGCCCUGGAGAUCGCCAACCAGCACCGCAAGCCGCUGGUCAUCGUGGCGGAGGACGUGGACGGAGAGGCCCUGAGCACCUUGGUUCUCAACAGGCUGAAGGUGGGGCUUCAGGUGGUCGCUGUCAAGGCCCCGGGCUUCGGAGACAACAGGAAGAACCAGCUGAAGGAUAUGGCCAUCGCCACCGGGGGCACCGUGUUUGGAGACGAGGCUCUGGGCGUGGCCCUGGAAGACAUCCAAGCUCACGACUUCGGUAAGGUCGGCGAGGUGCAGAUCACCAAAGACGACACCCUGCUGCUGAGGGGAGGCGGCAGCCCAGCCGAGGUGGAGAAACGCGCAGCGGAGAUCGUCGAGCAGCUGGAGAACACCACCAGCGACUACGAGAAGGAGAAGCUCAACGAGAGGCUCGCCAAGCUGUCGGACGGCGUGGCCGUGCUCAAGAUCGGAGGAACGAGUGACGUGGAGGUGAACGAGAAGAAGGACCGUGUGACGGACGCUCUGAACGCCACCCGGGCAGCUGUGGAGGAGGGGAUCGUUCCAGGUGGAGGCUGCGCUCUGCUGCGCUGCAUCCCAUCACUCGACAGCCUCAAAACCGCCAACGCCGACCAGAAGAUCGGUGUGGACAUCAUCAGGCGAGCGCUGCGUAUCCCCUCGAUGACCAUCGCUAAGAACGCCGGUGUGGAGGGCUCACUGGUGGUGGAGAAGAUCCUGCAGGAAUCAGCUGAUAUCGGCUACGACGCCAUGCAGGGGGAGUACGUCAACAUGGUGGAGAAGGGCAUCAUUGACCCCACCAAGGUGGUGAGGACGGCGCUGCUGGACGCCGCAGGAGUCGCCUCCCUGCUCUCCACCGCCGAGGCCGUCGUCACGGAGAUACCCAAGGAGGAGAAGGAGAUGCCGGGAGGUGGCAUGGGCGGCAUGGGAGGCAUGGGCGGCAUGGGAGGAGGCAUGGGUUUCUAAGCCGGUCCUCCUGACUUGUUGCUGUACAGACUAAAAGGCAGAGCGGUGCUGGGGGUGGCUGUGGAGCACACACAGAAGAAGAAAAAACAAAACAAAACCCUCCAAGAAUCUGCAACCACCUCCACCGAGCUCUGCCCACACUGACUGGCCAUGAGUAUGUUGGAGAUGCCCACGCUGUUUAAUUCUGUCUCCUGCCUCCGGAGGACCCGGUCCGGAGCAGGAGACCCCAUCGAGCCCAGUUACUUACUACACCAGAACCCUCCGACGGCUCUGCUCAUCGAACCAAUCCACAUGUUCAAACUCAUAGUUCUUCAUGUAAAACGCUCAUACAGGUGAUGCCACUGUGAUCUCUGUAAGAGGUAGGAAAGUGAUUCAAGUCGUCUAAGAAGAAACUUCAGAAACUAACAUAGUCAUACGUAUUGAUGCUCUGUAUUACUGCAAAAGAGAGCAGGGCAGGUACGAGAGAAGAUACCUAGCCAGGAAUGUGUCUGUCCUUUAUUUUUGUCUUUGUAGUAUUUUGUUAAUUCGUUUUGUUUUUUUUAUAUAUAUAUAUCUGUUAUGUUUUUUUUUCUCCCCCCCAGCUGAUAACGACGUGGGUUAAAAUCUAUCAUUUGAUUUUAAUUAAACCAGUUUUCUUUCAGAGCCUGAGCAUUGUCUGUGUCUCUGAAGUGAUGUUACAUUUUGUUUGUCUGGUGAUGAUGGAGGAAAGAUCACUUGUUCCCUCGUACCUGACCGCGGCUGGACAAAGAGUGCCUACGAGUCAAAACACCAGAGUAUCACCAGGGGCCUGUUGAAAACAACGUGAAAAAAAAAGAAAAGUUAAAUGUUUACCGAGAUCUCUGGCGCUUUUUCUUUUUUUUUUUUUUUUUUUUUUUUUUUUUUCAAGCCUUUGUGAGUUGUUUUCAUGGAUGCAGCGUUUUUCUAAACAUCAGUUUUGACGUCGCAGAAGAUUAAUUUCACAACAAACGUCUGAUUGUAUGAGAGCGUGGAGGAGUUCAGACAAAAUGUGAAAACCUGUGACGUCCAGGUGCUGCCUCUGUUUUGACUACGAGUCACAGAAAACUACAGACCAUUUAUCACUUACCUAAAAAAUCUGAGAGCGUGGUGUUAGUUUUACACAUAAAUACAUUAUUCCUUUGCAAAAUGGCAAAUAGCUGUGAUCAUACGACUUCUGUUUUGUACAAUGUAAACGAUUAAUGGUGAUUCUUUUUUUCUUUUUUUUUAUUUAAUAAAUUUAAUUGUUCUGA
Molecule: messenger RNA, 3071 nt
Organism: Seriola dumerili (greater amberjack)
Lineage: Eukaryota; Metazoa; Chordata; Actinopteri; Carangiformes; Carangidae
Gene: hspd1
Product: heat shock protein family D (Hsp60) member 1
Exons: 11
Coding region: 94-1824 (576 amino acids)
Biological process (GO): positive regulation of type II interferon production; positive regulation of interferon-alpha production; protein refolding
Cellular component (GO): mitochondrial matrix; mitochondrial inner membrane
Molecular function (GO): ATP-dependent protein folding chaperone; ATP binding; protein-folding chaperone binding
Source: RefSeq, a predicted model, not a curated record